AUGCCCGGUAGAAGAGGCAAGCAGCGCGUGAAGCGAAAGAAGUCCAAGCGGCAGAAGCCGUCAGAGAUGGAGCGCGUUUUGGUGGAUAGCAUUCAUGGACGCCGGCGGAAGGAGCGCCAAAUCCUAAAGAACCACAUCCCGCCGCCAGUGAAGCUUCGCACUAAUAAGGUGGCCCUUGCCACCACGCUUCCUAUGUUUAACGCCAUGCCCGUGAAGAAUGAUGAGACAGGAGCCACAGCUGCCGCUGCCGCUCCGGCUGAUAAGCCAGCAAAGGCGAAGAAGGCUUCUUCUUGCCAAAUGUGA
Trypanosoma grayi is the source of this 303-nucleotide messenger RNA. RefSeq lists its product as hypothetical. The coding region runs from base 1 to 303 and encodes 100 amino acids. The transcript has a single exon. Lineage: Eukaryota; Euglenozoa; Kinetoplastea; Trypanosomatida; Trypanosomatidae. The record is from RefSeq and is a predicted model, not a curated record.